Molecule: messenger RNA, 2816 nt
Organism: Dipodomys spectabilis (banner-tailed kangaroo rat)
Lineage: Eukaryota; Metazoa; Chordata; Mammalia; Rodentia; Heteromyidae
Product: zinc finger protein 883-like
Exons: 3
Coding region: 133-2169 (678 amino acids)
Biological process (GO): regulation of transcription by RNA polymerase II
Molecular function (GO): RNA polymerase II cis-regulatory region sequence-specific DNA binding; DNA-binding transcription factor activity
Source: RefSeq, a predicted model, not a curated record
GUGGGGUGGCUGCUUGUAGUGGGAACGGGUUCGGCGCAGGGAUCGGCGCGGACGUGUGCGGGGCGAGGAUCGCCCUCGCCAACCCGCUGGGCUGGGCACGCACGCGGAGGCGGAGGUGGUCUGCGGGGCGUGAUGGCGGCCGUCCCGGGGCCCCGGGCUCCCCAGGUUCAGGGCCUCGUGACCUUCGAGGACGUGGCCGUUUGCUUCUCCCAGGAAGAGUGGGGGAUCCUGGGUGAGGCCCAGAAACUCCUGUACCUGGAUGUGAUGCUGGAGACCUUUGUGCUCACCACCUCAGUGCUUUGUUGGCAUGAAAUGAAGAAUGAAGAGACAUCUUCUCUACAGUUCAUUUCUGUAGAAGAGCCGUCAGUGGUCAGGACUCCAAAGGCAGGGCCAUCCACAUUGAAGAUGCACCUCUGUGACAGCUUUGCCCCAGUCCUGAAAGACAUUUUGCAUCUGGAUGAUCUACCUGGAUAUGAGCCGUAUUUUAUGGGGGCCCAUGCACACUAUCACCAGGACCAAAGGCAUCAAACCAGUGAGAAUCUGUUAAGAAGAGAUGUGGAUAGCUGCUUGACGAACAGCGUGGACCGAGUGUCGGAGAGCCCCUCCCUCUGCAGGGAAUUUGGAAGGGACUUCUCAGCCAGAUGGGGCGCUCUCGAACCUCAGGCCAUUUCCAGAAUCACCAAGUGCGGGGAGGCACUCCACUGCAGAGAAAGUCGCCACCAGUCAGAUGAACACAGAAGAGCUUCCAGCCCCAAAUGGCCAAGUGUUCAGCAGCUCACAGACUGCAGCUUUGAAUCUAGCAAAUGUGGAAAAGCUUUCCAAGGUGCACACUGGCCUGGGUCACCCCAGAAGAGCCUCACAGGACAGAGGCACCAUCAGCGCAGCCAGUGCACCAAGUCCUUUCCCCAGCAAGCUUCUCUCGUCACCCACCAGAGACUUCACUCUGUGGAAAAACGGUACAAGUGUGGUGAGUGCGGGAAGUCCUUCAACCAGAGCUCCAACCUCAUCGAGCACUGCCGAACCCACAGGGAAGAAAAGCCCUAUGAGUGUGGGGAGUGUGGGAAAGCCUUUGGGUGCAAGUCCAAUCUUCUUCGACACCAGAGGACCCACACAGGAGAAUGGCCCUAUGAGUGUGCUGACUGUGGGAAAUUGUUUAGGCAAAUCUUCAGCCUUGUUAAGCACAAGAAAAUCCACACUACUGCAAGGCCUUAUGAUUGUGGCCAGUGUGAGAAAUCGUUUAGUCAAAAGGCCACUCUCGUUAUACAUCAGAGAGUUCACACGGGAGAAAGGCCUUACACGUGUGGAGAAUGUGGGAAAUCUUUCAGCCAGAGCUCCAACCUCAUUCAGCACUGCAGAAUUCAUACUGGGGAAAGGCCUUAUGAGUGUGGGGAAUGUGGCAAAUCCUUCAGCCAGAGAGCCACCCUCAUGAGACACCAGAGAACUCACACCGGGGAGAGGCCUUAUGAGUGCAGGGAGUGUGGGAAGUUCUUUAAACAGUACUUCUACUUCAUUGAACACUGUAGGAGUCACACUGCAAUGAAGAUUUAUGAGUGUGGCCAGUGUGGGAAAUCCUUUAGCCAAAGAGCCACACUCAUUAGACACCAGAGAGUUCAUACCGGGGAAAGCUCUUAUGAGUGUGGGGAGUGUGGAAAAGCCUUUGAGUACAAAUCCAAACUUGAUCGACACCAAAGGACUCACAGUGGAGAAAGACCCUAUGAGUGUAUGCAGUGUGGGAAGUUCUUCAGGCAAAGCUACAGCCUUCUUGAACACCAGAGAAUUCACACUAGAGUAAGGCCCUACAUGUGUGACCAGUGUGGGAAAUCAUUUAGCCGAAGAGCAGACUUCAUUAAGCACCAGACAGUUCACACGGGAGAGAGGCCUUACAAGUGCGGUGAAUGUGGGAAGGCCUUUAAUCGAAGCACCAGCCUUACUCAGCAUUGCAGAAUUCACACGGGAGAAAGGCCAUAUGAAUGUGAGCAGUGUGGAAAAUCCUUUAGGCAGAAGUCUGACCUCCUCCAACAUCAGGUGGUGCACACUGGAGAGAGGCCUUACGAAUGCAGCAAAUGUGGGAAGUCUUUCAGCCAACGUUCUAGCUUCUUUCAACACCAAAAGAGUCACACCAUGGAGAGACUCAGGAAGGCAGUACACCUGGGAAAGGCCUCAGCCUGAGGUCUAACACCACCUAGCUUCCAGAAGCCCAUAUUUGAGAAAGGCUUUAGACCUGCCAGGAAUGGGCUGUCUCCUCCGCUCACUGUAACAGACCUAGAGAGCCUUUGUGAGGGCUCCUCUGCCCCUGGAUGAGCAUCCCAAGAGCUCUGGGCAGGAGGGAGGUUUGCAGGCGCCGCCCUGCAGUGUAGAAGUUACAGUACUUCCAGCUCUGCUGUCACGGAAAGCUGUCUACCUUCCCUCUAACAGAAUGCUCUGUGUGCACACGCCCACCACAUGCUGCAUUCGCCCCUUCCCUGUGCCUUCUGAGCCACUCUGUUCCCUGUCCAACUGCUUUGGAGGACUGGGUCUGGAUCUAGCUGGAGGCUUGUGGGCACCAGUCUCACCUCCCUGUGAGUGGUGUUUGUGCUCAGCAAGUCACACAAAGCACUAGCUUCAUGUCUCGAAGGCUCUGGUUUAUGCACUAAUUAUGAUCAUGCACCACCCUGGGUGGGUAGAAUGCUAGCACUGUGCCUGUGUGUAUGGAAGGGUGAACAAUUUCAUGAGUCCCCUCGUUGAUGGACUUCAUUCACCACCUGUCAGCAGACACUGGCUUUCACUGGGGCUUGCUCAAUUUGCCUUGCUGCCCAGUAUCUCCAGUGGAAUAAAAC